CUCUGUGCCUCAAAUAUGCCUCCUACCGCGCCACCGCUCCCCCACCGCCAUGCUCUCCGCUGCCUGCGUCGCCCAGCACGCCCCCGCUCGCAGCGUUCCCCGCGUCGCCGCCCACCCCAGCGUCCGCCCAGGCACAACUACCACUGCCCCGAAGAACACCAGGACAUUGAUCAAGGCCGCCCACUCACCGCGGACUCGCCAUCUCAGUUCGCAGGCCGGAUCUCAUCAGAGCGCUUUCAAGGAUGGUGCUUUAAAGCCGCGUUUGUCUGUUGUUCCCGGCAGAUAUCAACGCAGGACUAUGGCCACCAGCACUUCGCCGUCGUCCUCCGUUCAAUUCGGCCAGAAGUAUGUUACGGCCGGGCUCAGCCGAUCAUUAGAAGCGGUAGUGGUGAAAGGAGAGGGAUCCUACCUCACCGUGGAGGAUGGCCGCAAGAUGCUUGACUUUACUUGCGGCAUCGGAGUCACGAACCUCGGCCACUGUCACCCACGAGUUAGUAGCGCAGCAGCAAAGCAAUGCAUGGAAGUGGUUCACAUGCAGUGCAGCAUCGCCUUCCACCCACCCUACCUCAAACUCAUCGAGAAGAUCCUCCCUCUUAUGCCUGACUCGUCCCUGAAUUCAUUCUUUUGGUGGAACUCGGGAUCGGAAGCCAUCGAAGCCGCAAUCAAAAUUGCCAGGACUGCAACCGGUCGUCAGAAUAUUAUUUCGAUGCAGGGUGCUUACCAUGGCCGAACCUUCGGAGCUAUGGCCGUUACGAAGAGCAAGACAAUUUACAGCGAAGGAGUCCAUCCCCUUAUGCCUGGGGUAUUCACCCUCCCCUACCCAUACUGGCACCAACUCGGCCUACCCGCAUCCACGCCGAGCUCACAGCUCUCGGCCCUCUGCCUCGCGCAGCUCGACCUCCUGCUCAAGCAGCAGACCGCUCCGCAGGACACGGCUGCGAUUCUGAUUGAGACCGUGCUUGGUGAGGGCGGGUACGUCCCGGCACCUACAGAGUUCCUGCAGGGCCUGCGGGAGGUAUGCGAUAAGCAUGGGAUCUUGUUGAUCAUCGAUGAGGUGCAGUGCGGAUAUGGGCGGGCGGGCAGGCAGUUUGCGAUUGAGUACUCGGGUGUGCGGCCGGACAUCAUGUGUAUCGCAAAGGGCCUUGCGAAUGGUUUCCCCCUUAGCGGUGUUAUUAGCCGAAAGGAUAUCACUGACAAGCUGAAGGCGGGAACCAUGGGCGGUACGUACGCAGGAAACGCCGUGGCAUGUGCUGCCGCUUGCGAAGUCAUUGACGUCAUGAAGGAGGAGAAUAUUUUGGAGAACGUCAACGAACGGUCGAAGGAGUUAUUUGCAUUCCUGAACGCUCUGCGCGAUGAUAUUGCGCCCUGCAUCCUCGAUGUGCGUGGACAAGGACUCAUGGUCGCUGUCGAGUUUGCGUCGCCCGUAGGCACAGGCUCUCACGACUCCUUCGUCAACUCCGCCGUCCCGAAGAGUCUCGCGAGCCGCAUCGCGAAGCGCUGUCAAGAGAAGGGGAUGCUUAUCCUGACCACGAGCGCGUACGAAGUCAUUCGGUUCAUCCCGGCACUCAACGUCUCCAAGGAAGACUUGGCGAAGGGCUGCCAAAUAUUCAGGGAGGCCGUGGAGGAAGUCGUGCGCGAGGGCUGAGUCGGUGAACGAGAAGAACAAUACAUGUAUCUGUACAUCCGAUUCCUCCCAUAGACGAUAUGCCCCGGCAAGCUCAUGUAGUCCGUACACGCUUGGCUCAGGCCCCCCUCCAAUGUAUUAGUAGACUCAAGACAAUCCUCCCGGAGCUUGCUACAUACAGUAUGUUGCUCAGGUUGUGUGAUCAUGGCAGCAUUCGUUUCUACAUGUGAGCUGUCGCAUGAUCUGUGCGUAGAUUUCGAUCAAAGAUAUCUGAUCGCACACAGUAUCUUCCGUCUAGCCAAGCG
Fomitopsis serialis is the source of this 1929-nucleotide messenger RNA. Its product is annotated as pyridoxal phosphate-dependent transferase. Bases 50 to 1645 code for a protein of 531 amino acids. The record is from RefSeq and is a predicted model, not a curated record. The transcript is spliced from 9 exons. Gene Ontology annotation, molecular function: transaminase activity; identical protein binding; pyridoxal phosphate binding. Lineage: Eukaryota; Fungi; Basidiomycota; Agaricomycetes; Polyporales; Fomitopsidaceae.